AUGGGGGUGGCGUGUUCCCUAGCGGGUGAGAGGGGUCAGGAGCCUUGGUCGGGAUCUUUUAGCUCCGCCACGGCUUUUUCCUCGGGCUGGGGCCGCCGGAGAAGCGCUGAGCGUGUGGCUGAAAGGGGGAUCCGGGCCUUUUACAAAGCCGGGCGGCUCGCCCCGCUGCACCGGGGGGUGCCCAAGCCGGGGCUGCGUCUAAGCCUGGCGAGACUGAAACGGGGUCUGAGCGGUCCGAGUGUCUCUGGCCCGGGCCCGGGCCGACCAGAUUUUGAUGUUGAUCACUUUGUAUCAGACUGCAGGAAACGUGUGCAGUUGGAAGAGCUCAGAGAGGAUCUGGAGCUCUAUUACAAACUCCUUAAAACUGCAAUGGUGGAACUUAUAAAUAAGGACUAUGCAGAUUUUGUUAAUCUCUCAACAAAUCUAGUUGGCAUGGACAAGGCUCUUAAUCAGCUUUCAGUACCCUUGGGACAGUUAAGGGAAGAAGUUAUGAGUCUUAAGUCGUGUGUCAGUGAAGGAAUUCAAGCAGUAGAUGACCGGAUGACUAAACAAGAAGAUAUUAGAAGAAAAAAGAUGUGUGUCCUGAGACUUAUUCAUGUUAUUCAGUCUGUUGAGAAAAUCGAGAAGAUUCUACAUUCCCAAGGCACUAAAGAAUUGUCCUCAUUAGAGGGAAACAGCCCACUGUUAACUGGACAGGUUUUAGAGAGAAUCGCCACAGAAUUUAAUCAACUGCAAUUUCAUGCCGUACAAAGCAAAGGAAUGCCCCUUUUGGACAAAGUGAGACCACGUAUAGCUGGAAUAACAGCUAUGUUGCAGCAAUCUCUGGAAGGGUUGCUCUUGGAAGGCCUUCAGACUUCAAAUGUUGACAUAAUACGUCACUGUCUUCGCACUUAUGCAACAAUUGACAAAACGCGAGAUGCAGAGGCUUUAGUUGGUCAAGUGCUUGUAAAACCUUAUAUAGAUGAGGUGAUUGUGGAACAGUACGUUCAAUCUCAUCCUAAUGGCCUUCAGGCUAUGUACAAUAAACUGCUGGAGUUUGUUCCUCAUCAUUGCCGUCUCUUGCGUGAAGUAACAGGGGGAGCUAUUUCAAGUGAAAAAGCCGAUAUUGUUCCUGGAUAUGAUUUCUUGGUGAAUUCAGUGUGGCCAGAAAUAGUACAUGGUUUAGAAGAGAAAUUGCCAUCACUCUUUAACCCUGGAAACCCAGAUGUGUUUCAUGAGAAGUACACUAUUAGUAUGGAUUUUGUACGGAAAUUUGAACGACAGUGUGGCUCCCAGGCCAGCGUGAAACGGUUAAGAUCUCAUCCCUCUUACCAUAGCUUUAACAACAAGUGGAAUUUGCCUGUGUAUUUUCAAAUAAGAUUCAGAGAAAUAGCAGGGGCCUUAGAAGAAGCACUUUCAGAUACACUAGAGGAAGCACCAGCUGGCAGCUCUUACUGUCUUUUGGCCACUCACAUGGUCUGGAUGAGUCUUCUGAAGUGCUGGUCAGAUCAGAUGUUUCUACCGUUAUUAGCACAUCGUCUGUGGAAACUUAGUCUGCAAAUUUUGGCACGCUACUCUGUGUUCAUUGGUGAGGUUUCUGUAAGGCCGAUUUCCAGUGAGAAUACAAAGGAAGGCAAAAAGUCAGUGCCAGUUGGUAGAAAGGAAUCUUCUGUAAGCCUCAACCCCAGUGAGGACCAAGAGAACGGGUCUUCUCCAGAAAGUCAGCCGUUGCCUUCUAUAUCUAGUACUCAGUUGGUGUAUGUUGCUGCAGAUCUGGACAAACUACAGGAUCAGGUUUGUGCUUGUGACUUUACUUACAAAAGAGUCUUCAUUGAUCUGUGUGCCAAUACUGUUUGGCAUCUUGUUAAGGACAUGAAAUUGUUUGAUGUACCAUAA
Leptosomus discolor (cuckoo roller) is the source of this 1875-nucleotide messenger RNA. Lineage: Eukaryota; Metazoa; Chordata; Aves; Leptosomiformes; Leptosomidae. The record is from RefSeq and is a predicted model, not a curated record.